This is a messenger RNA of Drosophila grimshawi, 6792 nucleotides long. RefSeq lists its product as uncharacterized. Gene Ontology annotation, cellular component: piccolo histone acetyltransferase complex. Gene Ontology annotation, biological process: regulation of transcription by RNA polymerase II. The transcript has 11 exons. The coding region runs from base 1 to 6792 and encodes 2263 amino acids. NCBI's taxonomy places the organism in Eukaryota, Metazoa, Arthropoda, Insecta, Diptera, Drosophilidae. The record is from RefSeq and is a predicted model, not a curated record.
AUGUCGAAACUAUCAUUUAGAGCACGUCACUUGGAUCCGUCCAAGCAGAUGCCGAUCUACUUGUCCGAGGAGUUGCCCGAUUUGCCCGAGUAUUCGGCCAUUAAUCGAGCCGUGCCACAAAUGCCCAGUGGCAUGGAGAAAGAGGAAGAGUCGGAGCAUCAUCUACAGCGAGCCAUUUGCACGGGCCUCAUCAUACCCACGCCGGAGGUGCUGCAGACGGAUCAGACCUUCUACGAUGCCUACUAUCCGCCCGACUACAAAAUGCCCCGCCAAAUGAUCCACAUGCAGCCGCUUGGCCUGGACACGGAGGUGCCGGACUAUGAUAUGGACAGUGCGGACAAGGAUUGGCUGAAUCAGCAGCAGCGCCUGCAGCUGACCGAGCUGCGAUUCGAACAGAUGAUGGAUCGGUUGGAGAAGAGCUCCGGGCAAACGGUCGUCACGCUCAACGAGGCCAAAACGUUGCUCAAUCUUGACGAUGAGACCAGCAUAUCGGUGUACGACUAUUGGCUGAACAAGCGCCUCAAGACGCAACAUCCGCUAAUACUCAUCGUUAAGACGGAGAGUCGACCGGGGGCCAGCUCCAAUAAUCCGUAUCUGGCGUUUCGACGGCGAACUGAGAAAAUGCAGACGCGAAAGAAUCGCAAGAACGACGAAGCCUCCUACGAGAAGAUGCUCAAGCUGCGACGCGACCUGCAGCGUGCCACAACAAUACUGGAGAUGGUACGGCGGCGCGAGGAGACGAAGCGCGAUCAUCUCAAGACGACGGUCAACAUCUUCGAGAAGCGUGUCGAGCUGCGCGACUUUAACGGUGCUAUCUACUCUGAGCUCAAUGCCCAAUACAAGAACUCGAGACCCGUUUACAAUUCAUUGUAUACGAAUCAAUACUCACAAGGCGCAACGGCAGCCGGAUCGAAUGCGACGGGUGCUCUGCUGACCGCCGGCGGUGUGCUGCCGCCAGGCGUUUUGGCAGCGGCGGGCAACAGCAAUUCGGUUUACGGAUCGUCUGCGCAGUACCUGACCUCAUCGGGUUUGACAAUGGAUGGCAUCAGCGCUGGCAGUGGCAAUGGGAGCAGCAGUCGCAAGGAGAAACGGCCGUACAAGAAGCGCAAACAUAAAUUGCCGCGCGAAAAGCAGCAGCAGCAGCUGCAUCAUCAUCAGCAGCAGCAUCAACAACAGCAGCAGCAGCAACAACAGUAUUUACCAGGACUUGGUGGACUGGCGUCGUCAGCGUCGGGCGUUUCGCCGGCGCAUCUGUCCCAUUUGCAUCAUCUGCAUCGCCAGAGCGCAUCGCCAGCGGCCAUCGAGUCGAAUGUGGACAGCGAGGAAGAGGACUAUCUCGGCGGUGUCGGCGCCCAGAAUGGCAACAAGCUGGGCUCCGAGAGCGAGGAGGAGGCGCCGUUUGCAUUUAGACGCAAGACCAGCUGUAAUUACCUGCGGAUGCGAGGAGCUCAAGAGGGCCGCUGGCCGUGGGAGUUGCCCGAUGAAAACGCUGAGGAAGAAGCGCCGCCCGGUGCGGCAAAUGGGCCUGAGGCUAAAUACCGCUACACGCUCACCUCGGUCAACUAUAUCAGGCCACGCUGCAUUGGAUUUGCGCGACGGCGUCUGGGGCGAGGUGGACGUGUGCUGCUUGACAGGGCCAGCAGUCGGUACGAUGAUCUGUGGUCUCAGCUCGACUAUACGGUGCUGGAGAGUGUUGUGAAGAGCGGCAAGCCAAUCAAACACCAGCAGCAACAACAGCAACAGUCGCUGUUGUCCAAGCCCUGCUCCCCGCCCACCGUCGUCGAUUUGCCCACGUGCAAGGCGACAAAUGCGGACAGUGGCGGAAAUGCCGCAGCACCCGAACUGCUGCUCAAGAUUGAGCCAACAGAUAGCAGUGAGCAGACAUUGCUGUCCAAGGAAGAUCAACAGCAGCAGCAGAAGCAGCCGGCUGUGGAUGAGGAGGAGCCGGAGGAGGAGGCGGAGGAGGAAGACAAUGAGGAAGAGGAUGAGCUGUGCACAGAGGAUGAGAAUGUGUCGCGUCUAAGCGUCUACAGCUCAGCGGUGACGUUGCCACAAAAUUCCUACGAUGUACGCAUGAAACGCCGUCGCCUGCGUCGCAAAAAGCAGCAGUUGCGAGAACUUAAUGCCGCCAAGCGUCUGAAGAGUGCCACCAUCGAAAGCGAUGUGGUUGGCAGCAACAACAUGGGCGAGGCUAUCCCCCUGCCGCUGUGUCCGCUGCCACGCGCCUAUUUGCAACGUUUAGCGCUCGCGCUGCAGGCGACGACAACGAAGCCGGCGCAGAGCGCAGAGUUGCUAAUGACAGAUGAGGUGACGAGUGGGGAGAAGCAGCAGCAACAGCAGUUGCAGCUGCAGCAGUCGGCAGAGCAACGGGAGCUCGAGUUGAAGCAGGAGAUCUGCGAUGAGCAGCCGUUGCGACACGCUAAUCAUCAGCACAACCACCACCGUUCCAAUAAUAAUAAUAAUAACAACAACACCGUGUUUAAUAAUAAUAAUAACAACAACAACAACAGCAGCAACAACAAUAGUAGUAGUAAUAGUAAUAUGAAUAAGGAUGUUAGCAUUAGCGAAAAAUUCAAUGUGAUAAAAGUGGAGGAAGCGGACACGGACGCCGAGGAUGCAACUAUUGGUGCUGCUGCCAAUGAGCAGCAGCCAGUUGCCUCAACAUCGGCGGCAGCAGCUGCAGCACGCGCUGCCGAAGCCGCAGCAGCAGCAACAACAACAGCAGCAGCAACAGCUGCCACAACAAUAGCUGUAAAUGCAAAUGAAACGGUUGAGGAUGUGGCAAGGACGAUAAAGCGUGAACUGAUCGAUGCAGAUGACUCCAAUGAGCCACUGAGCAGCAUACGAACAGCGGCAACCAUGCAGAAUCAGCAGCAGCUGCAGCUGCAACAUCCGGCGGAUCUGUUGGACGACGACGAGGCCGAGGAUGAUGUGAAUCUGGCGCAGUUGAGCAGCAUUAUUCGUCACACGGCUGUCAAGAAGGAGCUGCAGGCGCAACAGCAGCAGAGGCAAAAGCAGGAGCAGCUGCAGCUGCAGGAGAGCCAACAGCGCUGCUUCAACCAGAUGCCCGACGUCAUUCGGCUGCACAACAAGCAGCUGCACAUUGAUGCUGGUGGCGAGGGUGCUGCGGCGCCAACGGAGGACGACAACGAGACCUACGACUAUAUGGGCGGACUGUCGCCCACGUCCAGUCAAAGGUUGGACAUCUGCAAUGAGCUGCUCUCGGAGAUUCGACGCGAUUGGCUGCACUUCCGACCCAAGACGCCCACGGACGAACUCUCGGACAGCAAUCAGGGCGAUGAAGACAAUGGCAAACUGUGCUCGGAUGGUGGAUUAGUGGACUGGACUCAGGAUACGCCCAUUAGCAUCGAGUUGAGUCGUCUGGGCAAGUGCAGCGGUGAUGCUGAUGUGGCUGCAGUUGAAUCAUCCGCAGCUGGAGCCCACUUCAUGAGCAGCACCUUCAAAUACACGGAUCUCGAUGCGGAUGCACAGCUGCUGCAGACUGCCUAUGCGCUGGACUACGCUCGCGACAGCAGCAGCAGCAAUCGUAGUUCGGAUAACGGUGGCAACGGUGCCAAUGGUGAUUGCUCCGACUGCGGUUCGGGCACCGGUUCGGGUUCGGCGCUUGAGUUCAAUCUCAGUGGCGGUGAUUCGCUCAACGAUAUCAACAAUCUGCUGGGCGACGAGCAUAUGCUGGUCAACAUCCUGCAAGAGUGCAGCAUGGAUGACCCCAAGGCUCUCAAUCAGGCCACCAACUUCUGGAACGGCAUUCUCGACGGCGAAGCCGCCGUCGUCGAUGAUGUCGAAAACGCCGAGAAUCUGCUGGAUUGCAAAACAACGAUGACGCCGAAUGCAGCCUCCUCCUCGGAGCUGAAGCGCACGGCACGCUAUCGAGCGGCUCAUCAGCGUGGACCGCUUGCAUCCAUUGGCAGCUCCAGCUUCACCAUGGCCGAGAGCGUCGAGGCGUCGCCUCUGUUCUUUAGCACUGCAACAGCAGCAGAAGCAGCGCCCGUUAUCAAGCAGGAGGAGGAGACGCCAGCGCCAGAGGCACAGUCACAGCCAGAGGCGGCAGCAGCCACAGAGCUUGCGUUGCCAAUCAAGUUGGAGCCAGCGGAGGCGACACCAGCAACGAUAUCUUCGAUACCAGCAGUAGCAGUAGCAGCAGCAGGAGCAGCAACAACAGCCGUAGCAGCAACACCAGCAGCAGCAGUUACAUUAACAGCAACACCAACCCCGCCCGUCAAUGUAGCAGCAGUUCUCCCAGUUGCAACAGCCGUGGCGACAACAGCAGUUGUAAUUCCAGUUGCAGCAGCGCCAGUUGCGCUGGUUACCACCAACACCACCACUGCAGCAGUCGCAGGAGCAACAACAACAACACAUUUGCUUAACAUACCCGCCCAGAUCACAACGCAACAGCAACAACAGAAGCCUCCCACUCAGGUGGCAGUGACGCAGCAGCUGCUCAAUCAAUUCAAUGCGACACCAGCUGCUGCCGCACAGCUAAUUGCGCGCACCGAGUUCGUAAGCAGUAGUGGCACCGCUGUGGGUGACAUUGUAACCAUAACGCCACACACCGGCAGCAGUCCAUUGCAGACGCAGACGCUGCCGACGUUGACGCCGCAACAGCAACAGUUGCAGCAUCAGUUGGCGCAGGCGCAACUUCGCAAUGUUACCGUGCAACAAAGACAGGCAACACCCCAGCAGCAGCAGCAGCAGCAGGUGGUGCAGCAACCACAGCAGCAACCUCAACAGCAAUUGCUCUUCCAGAUGCAGCGUGAUAUCAGCGGCUCACCGGCUGUGAUCUCCUCGCAGAGCAUUGUGACAUCGCGCAGUGGCAACCACAUGAUCUAUACGACCAGCAGUGGCGAGAUUGUGGGCGGCCAGAAGGUCACCUAUGCCAUACAGAAGAGUAGUGGUGCGGGAGGUGGCAACGCCUCCAUUGGACCCAACACGGUCAUCACACUGUCCAAUGUGAAGCUGCAGAACGAUGACAGCAGCUCCUCGCAAUCCUCCGCAGCCUCUUCGAGCGUCAACAUCAUCAACACGGCGAGUGGCCAGCAGCUGGCGGUGCACAGCAUUUCAGGGAUACAGCAGCAACAGCAGCAGCAGCUACAACAGCAGACAACAAGCAGCACGCCCCUGAUUGUGACCACGCCCACGCGAAACAAUAAUGCCCAUCAACAGCAGCAGCAACAGUUGGUGCAGCAACAGCAACAACAGCAGCAGCAGCAACAACCGAUUGUAUGGCGUCAAGUGAGCGGCACAAAUACAGCUGUGGCAACAACAGCGGUGCUCUCCACCACCACAGCCGAUUCGGCAACGGCUGUGGGCAACAAGAUUCUGUGGACGAGUCGUGCGACGCAGAAGCGACAGCUAAACGGACCCGAAAACACAGACAUUAACAAACUGCUGCUGAACCGUAAAUUCUCGCAGCGCAAGGUGGGGCAGCAGGCGGUGGCACAGCAACAGAUUCAGCUGACGAAGCAGCAGUUGCAGCAACUGGUGCAGCAGGAAGAUGAGCUGGUGGCCAAGUGUGCCGGCGAGCAGCUCACCUUGCAGGACGGCAAUGAUGCAAUGCAGCAGCAGCAGCAGCAACAACAACAGCAGCAGCAACAGCAACAACAUCUGCAGCAGCAGCAACAGUUGCAAAAGUUCAGCAAGGUGAUAAAAAUGACACAGUUCCCAUUGCUAGUCUCCGAUCUGAAUCUGCAACAGCAGUCGGGCCAGCAGCAGCAGCAGCAACAACAGCAGCAGAAGCCCAACUCGGCGGCGGCGAUUGCAGCCAAUCACAAUUACAGUCUGCAGCCGGCGACGGCAAUUAUAACAUCGCAGGCGACAGCCCAGCAGGCCAACAAGAUCUUCCUCACGAGCAGCAACAGCAGCGGUGGCGCUGGUGCCAACUUCACCAUUGCCACCGCCAGUGAACUGCAAGCAGCGGUUGCCGCCAGCAAUGCGGGUCAACAGAAGCAGCUCCACUACAAGGAGCUGCCCAAUUCCAAUCUCAAGUUGAACUUUGUGAGCAGUGCGGCAACCACGAAUGCCGGAGACACGCUCGUCAGUCAGGCCACCCAGCAGUUGGGCGCAACGACUGUGGUGCUCAAUAAGACAGGUGCACCACUUCCCGCAGCCAUCCAACAACAACAACAGCAGCAGCACCAACAGCAGCAGCAACAUCAACAGCAGCAGCAACAUCAGCAGCAGCAGCAGCAACUGCAUCAUCAGAAACUCAAGACGAGUGCUGGUCCUGUGCAGGCAGGAGAGAAACGUGUCCUGUAUACGAGUCUGGUGAAUGUGAAGCCGCUGCAGAAGAAUAGCGGACAGAUGCAGAUGCAAUUGGGUUCGGCGGGAUUCCAGCAGGUGUUGCGCAACAGAUUCAGCAAUUCGGCGAUACUCACCCGCACUCUGCCCAUUGGCACCACCGUUAACAGCACGGGUGGUGCUGGUGGUGGUGGUGGUGGUUCUACAACACAAACUACCACAAUACGCCAACUUGUCACGAGUAGCAACAAUGCGAGCAGCAACAAUGUUGUCGGCACAGCAGCGGAUACAAUUGCCAAGGAGCAAUUGGGCAAGGCGCAGUUGACUGUGGAGCAGGUGAUUGCCAGUGCUAAUAAUGGUGGUGUUGUCCUGCCCACCAGCACCACCAAUAAUAACAACAACAACAACAACAGCAAUAGCAACAAUAGCAACAACAACAAUGGCAACGGAUCGGGUGGCGCAGGUGGUGGAGGUGGUGUGAAUGCAACGACGAGCAACGUGAACGUGAAUGCAACGCCGACGAUCAACAGAUGA